AUGCUGUCGUGUUUGGUCAAAACUCUCUGCUCUUUUUCUUGUACUAAUAAUAAUUGUCUUUUUCGACCAUUCAGUUUUGUUAUUGAUCCUUGUCUUCAAACACACUCAACUUUCAGGAAAUCUGCUUGUAUGAUGGAUGGAAAAACCUCUGCAAGCACUAUUCAAGGAUUCAAUCGGAGAUGUUCUGAGGGAAAGGGUUCAUUCCGAGCUACAACAGAUAAUAAUGACAAAACUUUGCAUGUUAAUCAGCAUGCUCAGACUAGUGACACGGCAAAGCUGAAGAAAGGCUCAAAAAUUGUCGGAGGAGGUCUAAGACAAUACAGUAUAAUGGUUUGUAAGAAGGUGGAAGAUAAGGGACGAAUCACAUACAGUGAGGUUGCAGACGAAAUCAUAGCCGAGUUAAUGGCAAUGGAAAGCAGUUCCUCAGUUCCCCUUAAUGAGUCAGAUGAGAAGAAUAUACGUAGACGAGUAUAUGAUUCGCUCAAUGUCCUUAUGGCCCUCGACGUUAUCGAAAGAGAUAGAAAGGAGAUCCGCUGGAAGGGCCUUCCUGAUUCAGAUUCAAGGGACAUGGAGGAAACGAAGAAGCAGCAUGCAGAAUUAAUGGCGAAGAUUGGGAAGAAAGCUGCAUAUCUGAAAGACUUGGAAGAGCAACUUGCAAGUCUGCAGAAUCUUAAGCUGCGGAAUGAACAGUCGUGUAAAUCUACAAAUGGCCCUUCACAAGGAUUCUCUUUGCCAUUUAUACUUGUUCAGACUGCUUCCCAUGCUACGGUUGAAGUUGAGAUCUCGGAGGAUAUGCAGUUGGUCCACUUUGACUUCAACAGCGUUCCUUUCUCUUUGCACGAUGAUGCUUAUGUCCUAAAACUGAUGCACAAUUAUGAGCUCUUAGAGAGUGAAAGUGUAUCUCAAACUUCCUAAAUACACUCAUCGUGUAGCUAGUCCUGAGGUCGCUUCAGAAGGCAGCAGAUCAUUUUACUGGAACUUCGGAAUUGACACACCCCAAAUGAUAUUUUGUCAAUCUACAUAGAGACUCCAGUAUUAGUCACACAGUAUUUGUACCUUACAGAAUACAUAGUCAUACAUGGCAUUAAUACAGUUUAUGUAGAAGUUAAAGAGCUGGUAAUUAUCUUUGUUGCAUUUUGCAACACUCAAAUAGGCUGACACCAUGCCUUGGUAGUUUUUUGUUCUUUUCUGGAAAAUGGUAGUAUAAGAUUUUGGUGAACAGAAAUGUACUUAGUGUAUCUUAUGUUUUAUUUUGGACACAUCGACUGCCGCUUAAAUUUGUCAGUAAAUUUUAUUCAGACUCUUUGAUU
Messenger RNA from Solanum dulcamara, 1310 nucleotides. RefSeq names its product transcription factor-like protein DPA. Bases 1 to 915 code for a protein of 304 amino acids. The transcript has 11 exons. NCBI's taxonomy places the organism in Eukaryota, Viridiplantae, Streptophyta, Magnoliopsida, Solanales, Solanaceae. Gene Ontology annotation, biological process: regulation of cell cycle; regulation of transcription by RNA polymerase II. The record is from RefSeq and is a predicted model, not a curated record. Gene Ontology annotation, molecular function: RNA polymerase II transcription regulatory region sequence-specific DNA binding; DNA-binding transcription factor activity, RNA polymerase II-specific. Gene Ontology annotation, cellular component: transcription regulator complex; nucleus.